AUGACGCUCAGCAGAAACCCACAGGAACGGCCGUGGGCGGCGCCCAGCGAGCUGGCCCGCAGCCGCUGCGCGCUCUUCAGCGGGCCGCUGGUGCAGGCCGUGGGCGCCCUGGUGGGCUUCGCCACCGAGCCGCAGUUCCUGGGUCGCGCGGCCGCCGUGAGCGCCGAGGGCAAGGCGGUGCAGACCGCCAUCCUGGGCGGCGCCAUGAGCGUGGUGUCGGCCUGCGUGCUCCUGACCCAGUGCCUCAGGGAUCUGGCGCAGCACCCGGACGGGGGCGCCAAGAUGUCGGACCACAGGGAGAGGCUGAGGAACUCGGCCUGCGCCGUGUCUGAAGGCUGCACCCUGCUAUCUCAGGCUUUACGGGAGAGGUCUUCGCCCAGGACUUUACCGCCAGUGAAUUCCAAUUCUGUGAAUUAGCGCCCCGCCCCACACUAGAGGAAGAUACUUACUUUCCGCCCUUCUCCAUUUAUACCAAAGAAAUCCCAGGGGAAGCCCCCCCCCCAUGGCAGUCGCGCGCUCGAGAGAGGAACCUUCCAGAAAACUGCCGCCCCCC
Messenger RNA from Suricata suricatta (meerkat), 553 nucleotides. RefSeq names its product talin rod domain containing 1 (gene TLNRD1). The coding region runs from base 1 to 417 and encodes 138 amino acids. Gene Ontology annotation, molecular function: actin binding. The transcript has 2 exons. The record is from RefSeq and is a predicted model, not a curated record. Lineage: Eukaryota; Metazoa; Chordata; Mammalia; Carnivora; Herpestidae.